This is a messenger RNA of Paramecium sonneborni, 1190 nucleotides long. The record is from the annotation of a GenBank genome assembly. Lineage: Eukaryota; Ciliophora; Oligohymenophorea; Peniculida; Parameciidae.
AUGGAGUCAUUUUUGAUUACGGAUAAUCAAAAAAAACCAAGAUCAACCAAUUUUUAGACAACCACUAAAUUAAUAAAGGUAACAUUAGGAUCUGGCGUAUUUGCUAUACCAUUUGCUUAUUCUUAGUCUGGACUGUUGUGGGGUGUAAUUUUAUAAUUGUUAAUUUGUAUUACGUAAUAUAAAUCAUGGUGUACAAUGGUAAAUUGUUUAGGAGAAGAAAAACGAUAAACACUUAUUGAAUAUCUAUCCUCUAUUUAUGGAGAUAGGAAUUGGAUAUAUAUUUUAGCUAAAGUGAUGUCUAUCCUUUUGAAUUUUGGAUGUGGGCUAUCUUACGUCAUAUUGUUUUAAACUACUAUUGGAGAAUACUUUGACAAUAAUUUAUGGUGUAGAUUAGUUAUGUUCUCUUUUCUAUUUAUCAUUAUAUUUGGAUUCUCUUUUGGCAAAGACUUAUAGAUUUUUACUCCUAUCUUGAAAUAUGCUUUACUAUUAGUCUACUUAUCAUUUGCUUAUCUGUCAACCUUGGCAGUUGUACAAUAUCAAAAAUGGGGUCUAGUUGAACCUGAUAUUAAAAAAGUUAUGAUGGCUUUUGGAAUUAUGAUUUUUGCUUAUGACAUCAAUGGGGUUUUAACAGAAAUUAGAGUUGAAAUGGAAGACACUCGUUCAUUUAAAAAAUGUCUCUUUAUUGCCAUGGUACUAGAAACUAUACUAUACUUAUUCUUUGGUAUAUCAAGUUCAUUAUUAUUUCAAUCUAACACUGAUUAAUCAAUCAUUACUAAUUUUUAAAUAGAAUUUAAAGGAAAUUAUCCAAUAGAAAUCACACUCUCAAUCUUAAUGAUUUCAUAUGUCUCUAUUUUGAUUAUCAAUACAUUAAUGGUUAAUAUGCCAGUCUAUCAGCUUGUAAAUCUUAAUACUCAUAAAAUUCAAAAAUUUACUUUGAAAAUUCUUUAUGUGCUUUCCUAAAUGGUAAUCAAAUCAUUUUAUUUAUUUAGUUAACUGCAUUCCUGUAUCCUAACUUUGCCAUAGUCUUAUCCAUUGUUGGAUGUAUUUGCUGUGUUUCAUUAGGAUAUAUCAUUCCAUAUGGUAUGACUUUUCACUAUGCUCUUAAACCUAUCUAUUAGAUAUUUAAUUCAAUUAUUGUAUUAUUUGGUAUUGCAGGUGGUGUUUUUGGAAUAAUCACUUGUUUUGAUUGA